GGGUGGAGGGAGGGGGGAGAGGGGAUUGGUUAUCAUGGCGGAUCGGACGGCUCCUGGAUGCCAGCUCCGUCUGGAGUGGGUUUACGGGUACAGGGGUCACCAGUGCCGCAACAACCUGUACUACACGGCAGGCAAAGAGGUGGUGUACUUCGUGGCUGGAGUCGGCGUGGUUUACAACACCAGAGAGCACAGCCAGAAAUUCUUCCUCGGGCACAACGAUGAUAUUAUCAGCCUUGCAGUUCACCCGGAUAAAACCUUAGUAGCUACAGGGCAGGUGGGGAAGGACCCCUACAUCUGCAUCUGGGACUCCUACCGUGUACAGACUGUGUCUGUCCUCAAGGAUGCACAUACACAUGGAGUUGCCUGCUUAGCUUUUGAUUCAGAUGGCCAGCGUUUAGCUUCAGUGGGACUGGAUGCCAAAAACACAGUGUGUAUUUGGGACUGGAAGAGAGGAAAACUACUGGCGACAGCUACAGGCCAUUCAGACAGGAUAUUUGAUAUCUCCUGGGAUCAAUAUCAACCAAAUAGAAUUGUCAGCUGUGGAGUAAAACACAUAAAGUUUUGGACGUUGUGUGGAAAUGCACUGACAGCAAAGAGAGGAAUAUUUGGUAAAACAGGAGAUCUCCAAACUAUCCUUUGUUUGGCAUGUGCAAAAGAAGAUAUCACAUACUCUGGUGCUUUAAAUGGAGACAUCUAUGUUUGGAAAGGGCUAAACUUAGUCCGCACAAUUCAAGGAGCACAUAGUGCUGGAAUUUUUAGUAUGUAUGCUUGUGAGGAAGGUUUUGCCACCGGAGGGAGAGAUGGUUGCAUUCGGUUAUGGGACACUGAUUUCAAACCAAUUACUAAAAUUGAUCUCAGGGAGACUGAACAAGGAUACAAAGGUCUGUCCAUCCGAAGUGUCUGUUGGAAAGCAGACAGGCUUUUAGCAGGGACACAGGACAGUGAGAUAUUUGAGGUGCUAGUAAGAGAGAGAGAUAAACCCAUGCUGAUCAUGCAGGGCCAUUGUGAAGGGGAGCUCUGGGCCCUGGCAGUCCAUCCAAAGAAGCCUUUAGCAGUCACAGGCAGCGAUGAUCGAUCUGUACGAUUAUGGAGUCUGGCUGACCAUGCCUUGAUAGCCCGUUGUAACAUGGAAGAAGCGGUGCGGAGCGUCUCUUUCAGUCCGGAUGGAUCCCAGUUAGCACUCGGAAUGAAGGAUGGCUCCUUCAUUGUUCUUCGAGUAAGAGACAUGACCGAGGUGGUUCACAUUAAAGAUCGCAAAGAAGUGAUCCAUGAAAUGAAGUUUUCACCAGAUGGCUCUUACCUUGCUGUGGGUUCCAAUGAUGGCCCAGUGGAUAUCUAUGCCGUGGCUCAGCGGUACAAAAAAAUUGGAGAAUGCAACAAAUCUAUGAGUUUUAUUACUCACAUUGACUGGUCUGUGGAUAGUAAAUUUUUGCAAACCAAUGAUGGGGCAGGAGAGAGACUGUUCUACAAGAUGCCAUCUGGGAAGCACAUAGCUAACAAAGAUGAGGUCAAAGGAAUUCACUGGGCCUCAUGGACCUGUGUGUUAGGAUCUGAAGUGAGUGGAAUUUGGCCAAAAUACACUAAUGUUACAGACGUCAACUCUGUGGAUGGAAAUUACAACAGCUCAGUGCUAGUGACUGGAGAUGAUUUUGGGCUGGUUAAAUUAUUCAGAUUUCCAUGCCUAAAGAAAGGAGCUAAAUUUAGGAAGUACAUUGGCCACUCAGCCCAUGUAACCAAUGUCCGUUGGUCCCAUGAUUUCCAGUGGGUUUUAAGUACAGGAGGUGCUGAUCACUCUGUGUUCCAGUGGCGGUUUAUUCCAGAAGGGAUAACAAAUGGCAUCCUUGAAACAUCUCCACAAGAGGGUGGUGUUGACUCCUACAGUGAAGAAUCAGAUUCAGAUUUAUCUGAUGUGCCAGAGUUAGAUUCUGACAUUGAGCAGGAAGCUCAAAUCAACUAUGAUCGCCAGGUUUACAAAGAAGACCUACCUCAGCUGAAACAGCAAAGUAAAGAGAAAAACCAUUCUGUGCCCUUCCUGAAAAGAGAGCGAGCACCUGAGGACAGCUUGAAGUUGCAGUUUAUACAUGGUUACAGAGGCUAUGACUGUCGAAAUAACUUGUUCUACACACAAACCGGAGAAGUGGUGUAUCACAUUGCUGCUGUGGCUGUUGUAUAUAACAGGCAACAACACACUCAGAGGCUGUAUCUUGGUCAUGAUGAUGACAUCCUCAGCCUAAGCAUUCACCCAGUAAAAGACUAUGUUGCUACUGGACAGGUUGGAAGAGAUGCUGCCAUUCACGUCUGGGACACACAGACCCUGAAAUGUUUAUCACUGCUCAAAGGCCAGCAUCAAAGAGGAGUGUGUGCACUGGAUUUUUCAGCUGAUGGAAAAUGCUUGGCAUCCAUUGGGCUCGAUGAUAAUCAUGCCAUCGUGUUUUGGGAUUGGAAAAAAGGAGAAAAUCCCCCAUGAUUAGCAACAACCAGGGGCCAUAAAGAUAAAAUAUUUGUAGUGAAGUGUAAUCCACAUCAUGUAGACAAACUAGUCACAGUUGGGAUGAAACACAUCAAGUUUUGGCAGCAAACAGGUGGAGGCUUUACAUCAAAACGAGGAACGUUUGGAACUACUGGAAAACUGGAAACUAUGAUGAGUGUCUCAUAUGGGCGAAUAGAAGAUCUGGUUUUCUCUGGUGCUGCCACUGGAGACAUUUAUAUCUGGAAGGAUACUCUGUUGCUGAAGACAGUGAAAGCCCAUGAUGGACCUGUAUUUGCCAUGCAUGCAUUGGAUAAGGGGUUUGUAACUGGUGGAAAAGAUGGAAUCGUGGCUCUGUGGGAUGAUAUGUUUGAACGAUGUCUGAAGACGUAUGCUAUUAAAAGAGCAGCACUAUCUGCUAGUUCUAAAGGUUUACUGCUAGAAGACAAUCCCUCAAUUCGAGCCAUCAGUCUAGGACAUGGGCAUAUACUAGUGGGAACUAAAAAUGGAGAGAUACUUGAAAUUGAUAAAAGUGGUCCUAUGACUCUUCUUGUCCAGGGGCAUAUGGAAGGAGAAGUCUGGGGCUUGGCAGCUCACCCUCUCUUGCCUGUCUGUGCAACAGUGAGUGAUGAUAAAACACUCCGAAUCUGGGAGCUCUCAUCCCAGCACCGCAUGCUGGCCGUGAGGAAACUCAAGAAAGGUGGACGAUGCUGUGCCUUUUCUCCCGAUGGGAAAGCCCUGGCUGUAGGCUUGAAUGAUGGGAGUUUUCUGGUGGUAAAUGCUGACACUGUUGAAGACAUGGUCUCUUUUCACCACAGAAAGGAAAUGAUCUCAGAUAUAAAGUUUUCACGAGAAUCAGGGAAGUACCUGGCUGUGGCUUCCCAUGAUAAUUUUGUAGAUAUUUACAAUGUGCUUACCAGCAAAAGAGUUGGCAUUUGUAAAGGUGCAUCCAGCUAUAUCACGCACAUUGACUGGGACUCGAGAGGAAAGUUAUUGCAAGUCAAUUCUGGUGCCAAAGAACAGCUAUUUUUUGAAGCACCAAGGGGGAAAAGGCAUAUUAUAAGAAUUGCUGAGGUAGAGAAAAUAGAGUGGGACACCUGGACAUGUGUACUUGGCUCUACGUGUGAAGGAAUUUGGCCCAUGCACAGUGACGUGACUGUUGUGAAUGCAGCCAGCCUUACAAAAGAUGGAACGCUCUUAGCUACAGGAGAUGAUUUUGGGUUUGUGAAGCUUUUUUCAUAUCCAGUGAAGGGCCAACAUGCAAAAUUCAAGAAGUACGUGGGUCACAGCGCACAGGUAACCAACGUGCGGUGGUUACACAAUGAUUCUGUGCUGCUGACUGUAGGUGGUGCUGAUACAGCUUUGAUGAUCUGGACCAGAGAAUUACUGGGCAUUCAGGAGAGUAAGCUGGUUGAUAGUGAAGAAUCAGACACAGAUGCAGAAGAAGAUGGAGGUUAUGAUAGUGAUGUUGCAAGAGAAAAAGCAAUUGACUAUACCACUAAGAUCUAUGCAGUAAGCAUCCGAGAAAUGGAAGGGACAAAACCACAUCAGCAGCUGAAGGAAGUCUCAGUAGAAGAGAGGCCACCAGUUAGCAGAGCUGCUCCUCAACCUGAGAAACUGCAAAAGAACAAUAUCAACAAAAAAAAGAAACUGGUUGAGGAGCUGGCUUUAGACCAUGUUUUUGGAUACAGAGGAUUCGACUGUCGCAACAACCUCCAUUACCUGAAUGAUGGUGCUGAUAUUAUUUUCCACACAGCUGCAGCAGGCAUAGUCCAAAAUCUUUCUACUGGGAGUCAGAGUUUCUACCUGGAGCAUACUGAUGACAUUCUCUGCCUAACUGUGAAUCAGCACCCAAAGUAUAAAAACAUUGUGGCUACCAGCCAGAUCGGUGAUAUGACAGAAUUCCCAGGUACAACUCCCACAAUUCAUAUAUGGGAUGCUAUGAGUAAGCAAACGAUUUCAAUGCUGCGUUGCUUCCAUACCAAAGGGGUCAACUAUGUUAACUUCAGUGCAACUGGCAAACUUCUGGUUUCUGUGGGAGUUGAUCCAGAGCACACCAUCACAGUGUGGAGGUGGCAAGAAGGGGCUAAAGUUGCCAGCAGGGGAGGACACCUGGAGAGGAUAUUCGUGGUAGAGUUCCGCCCAGACUCAGACACUCAGUUUGUGUCUGUUGGGGUAAAACACAUGAAGUUCUGGACAUUAGCUGGCAGUGCUUUGCUUUAUAAGAAAGGAGUCAUUGGUUCCAUGGAAGAUGCCAAAAUGCAAACCAUGCUUUCUGUGGCCUUCGGAGCAAAUAACCUUACAUUUACUGGUGCCAUAAAUGGAGAUGUCUACGUGUGGAAGGACCAUUUUCUGGUCAGGCUUGUGGCAAAAGCUCACACAGGGCCAGUGUUCACAAUGUACACAACCCUUCGAGACGGACUCAUUGUUACAGGAGGGAAGGAGAGACCCACUAAAGAAGGGGGAGCUGUAAAGCUGUGGGACCAGGAGAUGAAGCGGUGCCGAGCGUUCCAGCUUGAGACAGGCCAGCUCAUCGAGUGCGUGCGCUCCGUCUGCAGGGGCAAAGGGAAGAUUUUAGUGGGAACAAAAGAUGGAGAAAUCCUUGAAGUAGGGGAAAAAAAUGCUGCUUCAAACUUGUUGAUUGACUGUCACAUGGAAGGGGAAAUCUGGGGCUUAGCAACUCACCCCUCAAAAGACAUCUUUAUCUCUGCCAGUAAUGAUGGAACAGCAAGAAUCUGGGACCUGUCUGACAAAAAACUGCUGAACAAAGUGAACCUGGGCCACCCCGCGCGCUGCGCCGCAUACAGCCCCGACGGUGACAUGGUUGCCAUUGGCAUGAAGAACGGGGAGUUCGUGGUUUUACUUGUGAACAGCCUCAAGGUCUGGGGCAAGAAGCGAGACAGGAAAUCUGCCAUCCAGGAUAUCAGGAUCAGCCCCGAUAACAAGUUUUUGGCAGUGGGUUCACAAGAACAUACUGUGGAUUUCUAUGAUCUCACUCAAGGUACGACCCUGAACCGAAUAGGCUACUGCAAAGACAUCGCAAGCUUCGUCAUACAGAUGGACUUCUCUGCAGACAGCAGGUACAUCCAGGUAUCAACGGGUGCCUAUAAGCGCCAAGUGCACGAGGUGCCGCUAGGGAAGCAGAUAACAGAUCCUGCUUUAAUAGAGAAGAUCACAUGGGCUACAUGGACAAGCAUUCUUGGAGACGAAGUCAUUGGAAUUUGGCCACGAAACGCAGAUAAAGCAGAUGUCAACUGUGCAUGUGUGACCCAUGCUGGCCUAAACAUAGUCACAGGGGACGACUUCGGGCUGGUGAAACUGUUUGAUUUCCCAUGCACAGAAAAGUUUGCCAAGCACAAGCGGUAUUUCGGGCACUCCGCUCACGUCACCAACAUCCGCUUUUCCCACGACGACAAGUACGUGAUCAGUACGGGAGGAGACGACUGCAGUGUCUUUGUGUGGCGCUGCCUUUGACCGGAGCCUCUCCUUGCUGCUGUUACUGCCACCACCCAGUGACUGGGCCAGCCUGGACAGCCACGAUGCCUCGAGCCCUGCGGCUGCUGUGACCCCCACCCGACGCUGCCCUGUGACACCUCCAGGUUACUCACAGCAUUUACUGAAUGUGAUCUCGCCCCAUAACCCCGAGGAGGAAGGAGACGUCUGAAAGGGAAUCCUUUUGUAAGCCGGGUAGGCCAGAGUGAUGAACGGUUCACUCACAAAGCUGCUUUUGCCUAAUACUGUGUUAUCUAAACCCUGUCUGGGAAGGGAGCACACGGAGAAAACGCUGGGCCCUUUAAUUUGCAUCAUUCCAAAAUCUAUGGCUUGGUUUGUUCAAGAAAAGGGGUGGGUUUUUCACCUCCUGCUUCAAACUCACCUUUGGGGCACUGAGUAAAGCCGCAGGCUUUGAACGGGUGAGCUGGGGUCACACUUCAGCUGUCAGCGAGCGAAGGAGCAAAGUUAUCAUUUUUUAAGUCCAUCUUCUUUUUAAAUAUAUAUAUUUGGCAAAUUUUUCUAUCCAUGAAGUGCCUUGGAAUAGUUUUCUAUUAGUAUGGGCUACAGCCUUGCCUCCCACCCCUUGCUUUCAACAUACGGUGCUAUAACUUUCACACAGAGGAGGGCUAACCAUCACCACCUUUCCCAGCUGUGUACUUACUUCCACUGUCCCCGGUCUCUGCUUUGGGUUUCAACACCUUCACAAGUGAAUUCCAAACUGUUUGUGACACAGAGGCAGCUCUGUGCUGUUCCGAGGACAAUUCCCCGAUGGCAUUACACCCCUCGGUAAGCUGUUCACAACGUGUGCGAUGGUAGCACGACUACAGCCGGAAUGCGAAGCUUAAAUGGUGAGUAGAGGGGGAGAGGCUUGGUUAAAGAUGCCAACAGUGAGGAAGCUGC
Molecule: messenger RNA, 6859 nt
Organism: Pezoporus occidentalis (night parrot)
Lineage: Eukaryota; Metazoa; Chordata; Aves; Psittaciformes; Psittacidae
Gene: EML6
Product: EMAP like 6
Molecular function (GO): microtubule binding
Source: RefSeq, a predicted model, not a curated record